AAUGCGACAUGCGGCAAGAAGUGGCGAUAAAGCGCAUCCAUUACCGCACUGAUGAAGAGCGACUGCUGAUAGAAAAUGAAGUAGGCAACCUGUUGAAAGUCGAAGAGGAUGACGCGAGGGUCAUCAGGUACUACAUGACGCAAAGGACUGACAACUUCUACUAUAUUGCGAUGGAGUUAGCACUCGGUACGGUGGAAGACUACGUGGAAAGGAAGCAGGGCGUCCAUACCAAACCUGAUAUGGACGAGCUUGAUAAUCUCGAUGAAAUCAGCAUUCUUAGAGAUUCGUCAAAGGCACUUGAAUGGCUGCACCAGCAAAAAAUCGUUCAUCGUGACAUCAAGCCGCCCAACCUGAUGCUGGUGAAAAGCAAAAAAGGCGAGAUCGUGACAAAGCUCGCCGAUUUUGGCAUAUCCAAGGAGAUGACAGCCAGCAAGCUGAAAAUGACAGCUGGUGUCGGUACCCUGGAUUGGAUGGCUCCGGAAGCCCAUAUGGGUGAAUAUCAACAGGGAACUGAGAAGACAGCUGACAUCUUUUCGCUCGGAUGUGUCUUUCACUACAUCAUCUUCCCCGGACAGCAUCCUUUCGGCGAUAUGUCCGACAGGAUGGCAAACAUCCAACAGGGAAAACCGUGCCUCGCGAACAUCGAAGAUCCCAAAUCAGUGAACGUGGCGACAAGGCAUCUGGUAGAAGAAAUGAUACAGCAAGAUCCAACAAAAAGACCAUCAAGCACCUACGUGGUCAACCAUCCGGCUUUGUGGACAUCAGAGCAAACGGAGAAGUUUUUCCAGGCUGUCAGCGACUGCAUCAAAGAAGACAAAGAACAUGGCCCUGUGCUGAAGAAGGCUGUCAAUGAAGAACUCGAUCUUGCGUUCGUCACAGAACUGGUCAAACUGAAAGAAUGGAAGAAAGUCGUCGACGCCACUCUGGAUAAAGGGGCUUUCGAGAGCUACCAGGGGACCACUGCAGAACUACUUAGGUUGAUAAGAAACAAGGUCCACCACUUCAAUGAUAUCUCGAAGGAGGGACGAAAGGAGGUUGGCAACGUGUCAACUGGAGUAGUCAACUACAUCACUGGAGAGUUCCCUACCCUGCUCUUGCACGUGUGGCUGGCAGCAGCUAGCAUCGGCAUUACAUUGGACAGCCUGAAACCCUUCUACACAGAGUCAAGACCUCCAAAAAGGCUGGUGCCCAGAGAGCAGGAGGCCGCCGAGAUGCAGGUGUUGCGACUGAAGACUCGUGUACGUGAGCUGCGAGACCAACUGAACCAAGCGCUGACAGACAAAAAGAGGACGGAAAAUGACCUGAAGGAACUGCGCGUCACCAAUUCGUCCACGGAGACCAAGCUGCGCGAGACCGAGGCGCGCAAUGAAGACCUGGAGCAAACCAUCGCCUCUCUGAUGGCGCGUUUGUACGAACUGGAGCGCACGCCAUCGGCGACUAGUGACGUCGGAGCAUUGGUGGAGGCAAUGCGGAUAGCGAAUGUGAAGACGCACACACUUCAGCGGGGCCUCAGCGAGGAGCAGCUGGAGACGGCACUCCGGGGCCUGGAGGCCUACCGUGCUUUGGAGGAGCUGGUGCUGUCAGUGCCUCUUGACUCGACGGGACGAUGGCUGAGGCUCCUGCCGCCGUCAUUGCGAACGCUGCACGUCUUCGGACCGGGGGAGACGGGAGAGCCGGUGAAACUGGGGAAGAACAGACGGCCCGACCAUGGGCUGGUGGUCGUCAUACAACAGGCGGGAGAUGACGUCAUCGACCAGCUAGCCAAGGGGCUGGGACCACGGGUUACCGGGCUGAAUAUGCUCAACUGCCCGCGUGUCACUGCCGGGGCCCUACAGGGGCUGCUGUCCGCCCUCACCGGCCUGGAAGACGUAACACUUGGCGGCUCUCUGUCCGGCGCCAUCACUGACGCCUCACUGGCCGCCCUCCACGGCUGCUCCCAGCUGCGUAAGAUACAGCUGGGAACGCCCAGCGCACUCUGUACGGAUAUACCGGUCAAGGCGGUCAGCAGACUGGCGUUUACCUGUCGGAAACUGGAGGCGCUGAUCUUUCACGCAAUGGAGGAGCUCAGUCAGAGGGUCCUGGACGCCCUGGUCAGGGCAGACCUGGGGAAAAGCGAUGACGGCACGCCGAGAACACUGAGGUUCAAUGUCCCGGAACCUGCCUAUGGGAAGCUGAGACAGAGGUCCACCAGCAGCAUCAUAGUGUAUGAGGCUACCUAGAAGUAUCAUUCGAAAAUAUCACGCCGACUCAGAAUGCGCCUACAGCAGUCAUCCUCAACUUGUUCACCCUCGCAUUGCAAGACGUUGAGAUGACGGACAAAUGGGACGACAGUCGGCCGGGCUUUAUCUCCAGCUGGGAGCCGGUGAAGCUGCGCUCCUUCAGCACCAGCGUGCACCAGGGGGACACAUUGGGGUCGAACACAAUUAUUUCGAUCAAAACUACGCUGAUUUAUGACAUUAUACGUGUUCGAAAAAGUCCAUGGACAUCUCGUGUAUGCUUUAUAUACAGGUAGAAGGACAAGAUGUGAAUAUAAUGGCGUGAUACAUUACAAGUAAGGCGUGAAAUAUGGACCAGGAACUUGUGUGUGGUUCCACAGUGCGCCGUGCAAUUGAACCCAACACAUUGGGUUAUCUGUGGACUCUAUCGAGAGCGGAUGACGCACUGUGCGGUGUUUACUUUCUUCCAAAUGAAUUGUGUGAAAUAUCAUUGCUGGAGAUUGCACAUUGCAUAUGUUGUGAGGUCCUACGUGCGAGCUGCUUUGUAGAAAUUCGUCAGGGGACUGCCAUUUACUACGUUUGAAAGAAGUUUUAUGAAGGUUUAGUUGUUAAUACAUGUACAUACUUAACGAUAAACACUGCUAUGUAGCUUUUAUCCCGCGAGUUGCUGGGGGGGAGGGGGGGGGGGCGUUAAACGCCCCCACUUUUUUCGCCGGGCCAUAGCAUAAAUUUUGGGUACCUGUAGAGAAUUGAUUAAAGUUUAUUGUGACAAAGUUUCAAAAAAAUCGGUCGGAAAAAUUUUGAGAUAUCGAGGUUUUAGUGAAGUCAUGAUUACUGAGUUUUCGACAAAAAACGGCAUAUGUUCAAAAAAUCAUAUAAAAUCACAGAAUAAACAUACAGACAUGCCGUAAACGCCAUUAGACUGCCAAUACCGUGAACAAUCAAAUGGCUAUCUUCGAUUAGGUAUUGAUUAUCGUUCCGCAUUUUCCAAAUUAUUGAACUGAAACUUGGCAAUUUCUCGUGACUACUUGACGACCAUGAUACAUGCAUUUCUUAAAUUGAACUUUUUGAGCCAAACACGUACACAUAUGAUAAAAUGAAUGUCACCAUCGUGUUCUACGCCCCAAAUUACCCAUAAAACAUGUUUCACGGGCUGCGAAUAUCAGUUUUGAUUUUCGGGGAUAUGUGCCUACCCGGUUGACCUGACCUUGACCCUGACCUAUGCUUGACUGACCCCUACAUGGAGCUGACACUCUUGUAGGCCUUAUAUGAUGGAUUGUGCACCGUUUUGACAGAGUUUAUGACGAGAGGUGCCCAUUGCGAAGUCCUGAAGUCCAUGCUACUGAGAGCCCGAUUUCAGGUGUUUGACCUGACCUUUACCCGACCUGUGACCUCAAAAUUCAACUUUAACCCUCGCCGGCCGAGGGGGGGGGGCGGGUGCCCCCCCCCCCAUAGGUUUUUUUUUCGCAAUAGCUCCGAACACGCUGGCGAUAGAGAGCUGAAACUUGGCAUACCUGACCUUUGAUCCAAGCCGGAUCUUUUGACACCAACUGCAUUUUUGGGUCAGGUCAGGUCACUGACCUAUGACGUCAUAAGUGAACCUCUGCACGGUCUUCAGAUGUCGCAACUUCGCAACGCCCUCACUGCAAGAGGAGAUGUCACAGGGAAAUGAAACUUGCAGGAUCUAGUAUCUAUUAUGAGUCUCACAACUUGUAUAUCUCGGAUUUUUCCUAAAGGUCAUAUGAGGUCAGGUCAUUUUCGUGACCUCACCAUCAUAAGUCAAUGGGGAAAAAUGAAAACUGCUAUUCUGGCGCCGGGAACGAUCUCCAACUAUCUCAAGCACACAUAAUCGUGAUUUGAUGCACUCCUUGCAAGGUUAGAUGCGUCACUUUUGCAAUGUUGACCUUGCGUGACGUCAUUUAUGACGUCAUCAAGGUCAUAUUAGUUUUUCGUCAAUAACUCUUGAUCAAAUUGAGCUAGCGAGUCGUGAAAGCCACCAAUGGACUCAGGAAGGCCUGCCGAAUCGAAUGAUAUGCGACAUGACCUCUUUCGACCAACUUCGUGACCUGGGGGUGCUGACCUGACCUUGACCUGAGGUCAACACCCCAAGUUGACCUGACCCGGACAAAAAUUACAUCAUUCGACGCGCCUGAGCGAGGCGAACACGAUGCUGCCAAAAUCGCGGCUCUGCGGCCGUUUUUCCGAAGUUAUUCACCAAAAACUGAACCGUACCUUGCGGCACUUGACCUGACCUCAGAGGUCACCGGUUGACCUAGGACCUUAAAAUCGAGUACCAAUCUCUGCGUCUCGUAACGGCGCACACGCUCGUUUUUUCCGCGACGCGCUAGCUCCACCAGGGGCGAAACGGCGAGGGGGGGUCGUACCCGCCCCCCCUCGGCCGGCGCGUAUGUAGAAAACCAAUAGGUCCGGUGAGGGUUAAAGUACUCAUCUGAAGCGUCUCGUCGCGUUCUUUCGUUUGCCGCCUCGUGCGUUUCGCUGCGCCUAUUGGUUCUCGAGUUAUCGGCUGGGGGCGUUUAACGCCCCCCCCCCCCCCAGCAAACUGUGGGUGGCGAAAUACCCCAGCAACUGCCGGGAUAUUUUGUACACAUGCGGAGAUCAAGAAGUUUGUGCAUCGGAUUGUGUCUGAAUUAUCUGUGACGAAUCAUUGAUGGGCUUUAUUUGUGCCGCACGGCUGCGCUGGUUUGCAUACAUUCUUUCUCUUGACUCCGUUUGCCUAAUGCAACUCCAGAUGUCGAUGUUAUGGGUAGCUUAGUAGCCAGUUACAACUAGCUAAUGUCCUUGGAGUAUUUGUUUGCGUGUUUAUAUGCCACGUGCGUGUGUAUGAUCACCAAACGUGCCUGCUUUAUAUCUGUAAUACAGUAACGACAGUGACAUAACACCGGGAGUAUA
This is a messenger RNA of Amphibalanus amphitrite, 5126 nucleotides long. RefSeq lists its product as uncharacterized. NCBI's taxonomy places the organism in Eukaryota, Metazoa, Arthropoda, Thecostraca, Balanomorpha, Balanidae. Gene Ontology annotation, cellular component: IRE1-TRAF2-ASK1 complex. Bases 9 to 2219 code for a protein of 736 amino acids. Gene Ontology annotation, molecular function: RNA endonuclease activity; protein serine/threonine kinase activity; ATP binding. Gene Ontology annotation, biological process: intrinsic apoptotic signaling pathway in response to endoplasmic reticulum stress; mRNA processing; protein phosphorylation. The transcript has 15 exons. The record is from RefSeq and is a predicted model, not a curated record.